This is a messenger RNA of Chroicocephalus ridibundus (black-headed gull), 1664 nucleotides long. RefSeq names its product chromosome 8 C7orf50 homolog (gene CHLSN). Lineage: Eukaryota; Metazoa; Chordata; Aves; Charadriiformes; Laridae. Bases 168 to 752 code for a protein of 194 amino acids. The transcript is spliced from 5 exons. The record is from RefSeq and is a predicted model, not a curated record.
GUGGCUUCCUAUUGGGCAGCCGGCUGAUUGGCAUGCCGAGGACGAACCAGACGCCUCCGCUCUCUCCUUGUAGCCAAUAAGAGGGAGGGGGCGGGCUACGGCGCCAAGUGUGGCGCUCGGUUAAAUGUAGAGAGGAGGCGGGUUCCGGAGAAUAGUUCUAUUUGAGAAUGCCAAAAAUGAAGGCGGAAAAAAAAGAAAAGAAGGCGGAAAAAAGAAAAAAGCUAAAGCAACAUGUGGCCCAAAAGGGAGGGCUGGAAUCGGAAACUGAACCAUUGGAAACUGAACCAAAGAAAAAGAAACAAAAUCUGCAGGCAACAGAAGAAGAGGAAGAACUUACGGCAGAGGAAAGGAGGAAACUGGAACGAAAAUUAAAGAAAGAGCGCAAGAAGAAAGAAAAACAGCUGAUGAGGGAAGCUGGAAUCUCUACUAAAAAGGCAGAGCCCAAAAAGCCGUCGGGAUGUGAGCUGGCUCUGGCCUAUUUAACCAGCUGGUCUGAAACCCCAGAAGAAUGGAAGUUUCAGAAGACAAGACAAACCUGGCUUCUCCUGCACAUGUAUGAUAAGGAGAAGGUUCCGGACAAGUAUUUCACCAUUUUGCUGGAUUAUCUGCAAGGGCUUCAAGGCGGUGCGCGAGACAUAACUGUGCAGAAAGCCGAAGCUUUUAUGAAGGAAUUUGAUGGUUCCGAGGCAGAAGACCCAAACCUGCUGGAGAAGUGCGAGCGCAUACGACAAGUUCUGCAGCUGCUGUCCUGAGAGUAUUUCUGUGUCUUGCUGGCUGGCUGGUGGAGAGGAGAAUAGGAUGGUGUACGCAGAGACUAUAAAUUAGCUGUAAAGACGUAUUUUCUAAUAGGAAACCUAAUACUAAAUUUUCAUAUUUUGUACCCAUAAUUUUUUCCAAUCACAAAUAUUUAUCAUGUUUUGAGGUGAUGAAAUAUGAAUGAUAUAUUUGGUCCCUAGGCAUGUCAUUAAAAAUAAUCUUACCGCCUGUCUUUAGAAAAAUAAACCUCUCUUUCUCGUUAGUUUUUCUCCAUCUCCUCCUGUAAUUGUCGUUAAAUAAGAGGAGCUUUGCAGUUCUUAAUAAGAAGGAGCCAACCAAAGGCUGGGAGGCUCUUUUCCAGAGGCUCUUUUCAAAUGAGUGCAGAGUCCGGCUGCGAUAGAUCCCGCUCCGCUGGGUCGCUGGGAUGCGGGAACCGUCGCGGUCGCUCCGUUGAACAGGGGCUCUACAACGCAGUUGCUUGUUAGCACUUCACGCGGCGAUGCCAUCAGCUUUGUCAGUUUGCCUUUUAUAUUUUAAAGUUUUCAAAGGCGGCACGGCAGUUGUGUAGAUAUUCGGAUCAUGCCCGGAUGGGAACGGGUCAAGUCCUUUGAUUUGUAGUGAAAUCACCUGAUUUGACCUAAACUUCCCUGCGAUGAGAAGUGCUGUGCUGCGGCGCUUUCUCUCCAGCCUGCCAGUGCUGCUUUUUCAUCUUUCUCUUGUAAUUGGCAUCCAAAAGAGUUAAUUUGUGUUCAUGCGCUUUGACGUGGGCCAUUUGUCUCCUAUAAAUGUGCUGGAAAUGAGGCUUUCGAGUAAAAACCAAGGACAUUAAUGACUCAGAAGUUGGAUGAUUGACUUAUUUAAUAACACUUGCAUUUAGACAGUGUUCUUGACCCGAUUCUUUAAUGUUU